AUGUAUUACAUACCAGAAAGUACUGAUUUCAAAGAGUUUUGGACGAGAAAAGCAAUUGAUUCUCUUGAAUCAGUAGAUUUCGAAAAGAAAUACAACGAUCUUCUCAGAAUCAUUGGAAUGCUUCAACAGAAUUUAACUGGAGAUGAUAUUGUCAACAUCUGCAGUUUUAUCAAUAAAUCUCUUGAUUCCCUCAAUUUGGUUGAAGCUGUUUAUUGUUUAAGGUCAAUCGACGAAACAUGCGGCACAAACAAGUUUGUUCACUUUGUUUUGGAUAAAAUUCAGAACCAAUUGAGCGAAAUUGACUUUUACAAGAAAUUGGUCAAAGCAAGAAAACAAAAAUGA
This is a messenger RNA of Trichomonas vaginalis G3, 342 nucleotides long. RefSeq lists its product as uncharacterized. The record is from RefSeq and is a predicted model, not a curated record. The coding region runs from base 1 to 342 and encodes 113 amino acids. Lineage: Eukaryota; Parabasalia; Trichomonadida; Trichomonadidae. The transcript has a single exon.